Messenger RNA from Fomitopsis serialis, 1811 nucleotides. Its product is annotated as PCI domain-containing protein. Bases 256 to 1704 code for a protein of 482 amino acids. The record is from RefSeq and is a predicted model, not a curated record. Gene Ontology annotation, cellular component: COP9 signalosome. The transcript has 11 exons. NCBI's taxonomy places the organism in Eukaryota, Fungi, Basidiomycota, Agaricomycetes, Polyporales, Fomitopsidaceae. Gene Ontology annotation, biological process: protein deneddylation.
GUUACACUUGACGAGUUUAGGAGAAGUGAUGUCUCUGCCGAGUCCCUACCCUACUGCCUUCGACUAGCAAAAUCGGGAAAUCUCAGAUCAUGUCUCCCAGAGAUCUGAUCGCGCGACGCGUGCGAUCCUGGGCGUCUAUAGACCACAGUGCGUAGGCCGCUACGCGGACCGCCACAAGCCCCUUCACCUUCUGCUCUCGACUGGCUUGUGUACUCUUCAGAUUUCCUUACUUGAGCAUUAAAUACAUUCCCAAACAUGGAUGACGAUGAUGCUGAUUACAUGCAAGGAAGCGACGACGAGGACUACGGUUUUGACUACUCUGACGAUGACCAGGAGGACGCAACCGCAAGCGCAGACGUCGAAAACAUGUACUAUACGGCAAAGGCGAAGAAAGAGGACAACCCAGAACAAGCGUUGAAGGAGUUCCGAGCAAUAGUUGAUCAGGAGGAAGAGAAAGGAGACUGGGGGUUCAAAGCGCUGAAGCAAUCGACAAAGAUCCUCUUUCUACAGCUUCACAGACCGAACGAUGCACUGGAGACUUACAAGCAGCUGCUUACGUAUACCAAGUCCGCUGUUACUCGCAACUACUCCGAGAAGACAAUUAACGGCAUCUUGGACUACGUCGGUGGCGGGAAGGGCGGGCCCGUUGAAGUAGAUAUACUCGAGAAGUUCUACCAGGCCACGAAAGCGGCGCUGCUGGAGGCGAAAAACGACCGGUUGUCAGCAAAGACAAACCUCAAGCUCGCGAAGCUCUGGCUCGACAGGAAGCAAUACAACCGGCUAGGCAAGGUUCUGCGAGACCUCCAUCAAGCAACAGCCGGUACAGAUGGCGAGGAUGUCGCGCAGAAGGGUACGCAACUCCUCGAGAUAUACGCACUCGAGAUCCAGAUGCACAACGAGAUGAAGAACUUCAAGAAGCUCAAGGAGAUCUACAACGCAUCGAACUCCGUGCGCUCAGCGAUCCCGCAUCCCCGGAUCCUGGGUGUCAUCAAGGAAUGCGGAGGUAAGAUGUGGAUGGGCGAACGACAAUGGAACCGUGCUAGUGAGGACUUCUUCGAGUCGUUCAAGAACUACGAUGAGGCGGGCUCGCCGCAGCGGAUUCAAGUGCUGAAGUACCUUGUGCUGGCGAACAUGCUGACCGGAAGCGAGGUCAACCCUUUCGACAGUCAAGAGACGAAGCCGUACAAGAACGACCCUCAAAUCAAGGCUAUGACCGAUCUCGUCGAUGCAUACCAACGACGCGAAGUUCACACCGCCGAGAAAAUCUUGAAGGACAACCGGACGAUCAUGGACGACCCAUUCAUCCAGUCGUAUAUCGGGGAGCUGCUGCGUAGUCUUCGCACCCAGUAUCUCAUCGACCUCAUCAAGCCCUAUACUCGGCUCGAACUGUCGUUCCUUGCCAAGCAACUCAAUGUGGAUAAGGAUGAAGUGGAAGACCUCCUCAUUGGACUGAUUCUCGAGGGCAAGGUCGAGGGCAAGAUCGACCAAGUUUCGAUGCGUCUCGAGCUGUCAACGAAGCAGAGCCUGGAGAAGAGACGGUACGACGCACUCGACAAGUGGACCGGUGCCCUCGAGUCCGUGCACAACGCCAUCGUCGGCAAGGCGCAGAGCGGCAACCGAGGAACGGACACCUCGUUCAACGUCAGCGGCGACCCAUUCAGCGCCCCCAUGCGCGAGAUGGAGAGGACUGGAGGCAGGUUCUGAGCGAAUUGCAGGUCUCAAAUACUGGAUGUUGUCGUGUUGUAUAUCACCAUUGUGUAGCUCUCACUUCGCCAUGCUUGCUAUCGCAUUUUGCUAAGGUUGAGCAGGUC